Molecule: messenger RNA, 603 nt
Organism: Asparagus officinalis (garden asparagus)
Lineage: Eukaryota; Viridiplantae; Streptophyta; Magnoliopsida; Asparagales; Asparagaceae
Product: vasodilator-stimulated phosphoprotein-like
Exons: 5
Coding region: 31-489 (152 amino acids)
Source: RefSeq, a predicted model, not a curated record
CGUCCCGUCCCAUCCAAAAGAAAACAAGACAUGGCCUCAGCUCCUGUCCCCUCAAACGCCUCAAGCCCGUCACGUCCAGCUCCUGUCCCACAUCCACCACAACAGUCCCAUCCCCGCCCAUGUUUGCAUAGCCUGAACGCACAGGGAUGCUUGGAAUUAUGUUGGAAGCCUGCUGGUGGUGGUGGCAACCCUCCUCCUCCUCCUCCUCCUCCUCCUCCCGCGGGAAGGGGCGGCGCACAGGGAUGCUUGCAAUGGUGGAAACCUGCUGCUGGUGGUGGCAACCCUCCUCCUCCUCCUCCCGCGGGCAGGGGCGGCGCACAGGGAUGCUUGCAAUGUUGGAAGCCUGCUGGUGGUGGUGGCAACGGCGACAACGUCAACAACGGCGACAACGGCCGCGGCGACAACGCGACAACGGCCGCAGCGACAACGGCGACGACCGGUAACAACGGCGACACGGCCGCGCGACGCCAAGCCACGAAAAGAGGCUGAAAAGCAUGAGGAUACUGCUGUUUUCUUUUUUCGUUUUUUCAACUGCCAUUCUGGCGGCUAAUUGGACAGGUACCAGAGUACCUGACCUGAAAAUUGUCCUAGCUGCUGGGGUUG